Metarhizium album ARSEF 1941 is the source of this 1086-nucleotide messenger RNA. RefSeq names its product ubiquitin/metalloprotease fusion protein. Gene Ontology annotation, molecular function: protein binding; proteasome binding. The record is from RefSeq and is a predicted model, not a curated record. Lineage: Eukaryota; Fungi; Ascomycota; Sordariomycetes; Hypocreales; Clavicipitaceae. The transcript has a single exon. Bases 1 to 1086 code for a protein of 361 amino acids.
AUGGCCGACACACAAGGGAGCGCGCCGUCGGCGUCCGAGCCCGGCUGGGUCACCAUCACGGUGUCGCAUCGCAAACACAACUACACGUUUGAACUGGCAGACGACGCCACCGUCACCGACUUGUUCGAAGAGAUUGCCGCGGCGCUCGAUAUCCCCGUCGCCAACCAAAAGAUGCUCGUGCCCAAGGGCCCCCUGCUCAGAUCGCCGCUCAAGGAGCCCGACAUGCCGCUCGGCAGCCUGCAAGGAAAGACGCUGACGCUUCUAGGCUGCGGCGCCGCAGAAGUCCAAGCCGUGCAGAGCAUGUCCGAAAAGGUGGCCCAGCGAAACGCCGCACGCAUGGCGCAGAGGGCCAAGAUGAAGCGCGCCCAGCGGCCAAGUCAGCCCGGGUCCCAGGACGACGCCAAGUACACCUUUCUCCAGGUGAGGCCGCUCCAGGGCCUGCCUCAUCCCGAGACCAGCCAAAGGCUGCUGCUGCGGCUCACGGAGGACCCCGGCAUCAAGGCCGCCAUGAGGAAGCACAAGUUCACCGUGUCGCUGCUCACCGAGAUGGAGCCGCUGUCGCACACGCAGACAACGCACGAGGGCACCUCUCGGACGCUCGGCCUCAACCGCAACCAGGGCGAGGUGAUUGAGCUCCGCCUCCGGACCGACGCCCACGACGGUUAUCGUGACUACAAGACCAUCCGCAAGACGCUGUGCCACGAACUCGCCCACAACGUCCAUGGCCCCCACGAUCGGAAAUUCUGGGAUCUGUGCCAUCAGAUCGAGCGGGAGGUGCACGCCGCCGACUGGAAGUCUGGCGGCCGCACCAUUGGCGAGACGUCCAGGUAUACCGUUGCGGGACUGACGGGCCCGAACGAGGACGAGGACGAGGACGAGGACGCGGGCGGGUGGACGGGCGGCGAAUUCGUGCUCGGAGGCGUCAGGAACAUGGGCGCUGGCCUGAGCCGGCGUGAGAUUCUGGCCCAGGCUGCGCUGGACAGACAGAGGAGGGAGGACGGGGCCGAGCGGAAAGCCUGCGACGCGGCCGAGAAGGGGUGGCGGCCGUGUCAGAGGUCACAGCAGCCGAGCGAGAAGAGGCAAUGA